UCACGUGAAGUUAGCCGCACAACGCGACAGCGGGUGAGCGAGCGAGUCGUCGUCAUCCGCGGUUGCGUUCCGGUCGGUUCCGGUGAAUGUCAGUACGAGUGUCGGAUGGUGGUGUCGGUCGUCGUUUAAUAUUCGUUCAAAAUUCGCCGACGGGCGAUGCGAUAGACGGAGAGCGUCGUCUCCGAAGAAACCGCGUUCUCGCGGUUCUGUUCUAUUAUCGCUUCGAAGAAUCAAAUGUAGCUGUCAUCUUCCAGCUUAGAUUCGUAGACAAAGGUUAUGUGGCAAUAGAAUCAGAAGGUGGUGAAAGAUGCUGGCAGUUAGCCAAGUAGAGAUACAAUAUAGUUACAUAUACAGCUGCUCAUUAGCUUGCACCAAUGUUGACACACUGACCAACGAGCACUAAAUGAGCAUAAAUCUCCAGCUGCAGUGUUGGGAGUGGUGAUGAUGCAAAAUAAUUCCAAAACCAGAGAAAUGUUUAUCGUACGAGCUUUGGAAAAGAUAUUAGCUGAUCGGGAUGUCAAGCGUUCGCACCUCUCGCAGCUUAGGAAAUCCUGCGAGUCUGCACUUGAGGAUCUUCGCAAUGAGAUAAAGGAUGUACCAGUUGUGCAAGGUGUAGAGGUGACAUCCAAUGCAUUACCACAGCCUAAGAGCGAUUCGAAUGUCAUCACUGCAGAAAAGUACUUCUUGCCGUUCGAACUAGCAUGUCAAAGUAAAUCGCCGCGGAUCGUGGUGACUGCGCUUGAUUGCUUGCAAAAGCUAAUAGCGUAUGGUCACCUGACCGGCAAUGUGCCUGACUCUACGCAACCGAGCAAACUGCUGAUUGUGCGCAUCGUCGAGACCAUCUGUACCUGUUUUACUGGUCCGCAAACCGACGAGGGUGUACAGUUGCAGAUUAUUAAAGCUUUAUUAACUGUGACGACCAGCCAACAUGUAGAGGUGCACGAGGGUACAGUGCUGCUAACGAUUCGCACUGUUUACAAUGUCUACCUGGCAUCGCGUAAUCUGGUGAACCAGACAACGGCUCGCGCGACUCUCACUCAGAUGAUCAACGUGAUCUUUGCGCGUAUGGAGUCUCAGGCCGAAGAAGAGAGCGUGAAGAUCGACGGAGAGUCUCAGCAAGAGGGAGGAGGAGGCACCGUUGUAGCGAAUGGUGAGGCUGAAGCAGAGCUAAGCACGGAGAAUGUCACCAACGGCGAUGCCACAGAUCCUCAGACGAUCGUCAGAGGCAUUCUCGACGAUGUGGUGAAUUCCGUGGUGCCAUUGGAGGAGGAGGUCAGUCUUGAAAAUGGGCCGGAAGACAACGGCGACGAAGCGACCGCCGAGAACGACAAUAUGGUCACAGCCAAGUUCACGCAUGUAUUGCAGAAGGAUGCAUUCCUCGUGUUUCGCGCUCUUUGCAAGCUUUCGAUGAAACCGUUGCCGGACGGCACGCCAGAUCCGAGGUCGCAUGAACUCCGCUCGAAGAUUUUGUCGUUGCAACUAUUACUGGGAAUUCUACAAAACGCCGGCCCGGUGUUACGCUCCAAUGAGAUGUUCGUCAUCGCGAUCAAGCAAUACUUAUGCGUUGCCCUGUCGAAGAACGGAGUCUCGUCGGUGCCGGAGGUGUUCGAGUUGUCGUUGGCGCUAUUCUUGGCACUGCUUGCGCGCUUCAAAGUGCAUCUCAAAAUGCAAAUCGAGGUGUUCUUUAAGGAAAUCUUCAUGAAUAUCCUUGAAACUUCCAGCAGCUCCUUCGAGCAUAAAUGGAUGGUUAUACACGCACUCACUAGGAUCUGCGCGGAUGCUCAGAGCGUCGUAGACAUCUAUGUUAAUUACGACUGUGAUCUCUCCGCCGCCAACCUUUUUGAAAGGCUUGUCAACGACCUAUCUAAGAUCGCCCAGGGUCGUCAGGCCUUGGAACUUGGCGCAUCGCCAAAUCAGGAGAAAUCUAUGCGCAUCCGCGGUCUCGAGUGUCUCGUGUCUAUCUUAAAAUGCAUGGUAGAAUGGAGCCGGGAUUUGUACGUAAAUCCCAGCGUGCCUGCAGAUCAGCAACCGUUGUCAGAUCCGCCAGAUCCGGCACCGGAGACUUUGCUACCACGCUACGGCAGUGCUGGCAGUCUUUCAUCGGCCAACUCCAGCUUGACCGGCAACAAGGAGGUUCCAGAUUCGCCAGAACAAUACGAAGUGCAGAAACAGCAAAAGGAAGUGUGGGAAGCCGGCAUCGAGAUCUUCAGUCGAAAACCUGGAAAGGGUGUGCAAUAUCUGCAAGAGCAGGGUUUGCUUGGAACAUCGCCGGAGGACGUGGCCAGGUGGCUACAUCUGGACGAACGACUUGACAAGACAGCCAUCGGUGAUUUCCUAGGCGAUCAUAACCAUAACCAGGUGAUGUACCACUACAUCGACCAGAUGAAUUUCGCCGAGCGCGACUUAGUCACCGCACUCAGGUAUUUCUUGGAAGGAUUCCGACUCCCCGGCGAAGCGCAGAAAAUCGAUCGUUUGAUGGAGAAGUUCGCCAGUCGUUAUUGCGAGUGCAAUCCUAAUAAUGGGCUAUUCACCAGCGCGGAUACAGCUUAUGUCCUCGGCUUUUCCAUUAUUAUGCUGACGACCGACUUGCACUCGCCACAAGUCAAGAAUAAGAUGACUAAGGAACAGUAUAUUAGGUUGAAUCGACGUAUCAGCGAUAAUGAAGAUCUCCCUGAGGAAUAUCUUUCCAGAAUCUACGACGAAAUUGCUGGUAAUGAGAUCAAGAUGAAAUCGAACACGAACAACAGCCGACUCGCCGGCAAGCAGCUGAUCUCGAGCGAGAAAAAACGACGAUUGUUGUGGAAUAUGGAAAUGGAGGUGAUCUCCACUGCGGCGAAGAAUCUCAUGGAGUCCGUGAGUCACGUUCAAGCACCGUUCACCACGGCUAAACAUUUGGAGCACGUGCGGCCGAUGUUCAAGAUGGCCUGGACGCCGUUCCUUGCAGCUUUUAGCGUCGGGCUUCAAGAUUGCGACGAUCCGGAGAUCGCGUCGCUCUGCUUGGACGGCAUCAGGUGUGCCAUUCGUAUUACCUGCAUUUUCCACAUGAGUCUAGAGCGCGAUGCCUAUGUACAAGCAUUGGCGAGAUUCACUCUGCUGACGGCUAACUCCCCCAUUACCGAGAUGAAAGCAAAGAACAUCGACACUAUCAAGACCCUCAUCACAGUAGCUCAUACCGACGGCAACUAUUUGGGUGGUUCAUGGCUCGAUGUCGUCAAGUGCAUCUCGCAGUUAGAGUUAGCACAACUCAUCGGUACAGGUGUGAGGCCUCAGCUAUUGGGUCCACCAUCGAAGCCACACUUUCCUUCGCCGUUAGCGAAUUUCGGUAAUCUCACACAUUCUGUCGGUUCGCAUCAAGCCAACAGUCUGAACUUGAGCUCGCUGGACCCCAGCGUAAAGGAGUCCAUUGGCGAGACCAGCUCGCAAAGCGUUGUCGUGGCCGUCGAUCGCAUCUUCACCGGCUCCACUAGACUCGACGGUGACGCUAUUGUUGAAUUUGUCAAAGCUCUCUGCCAGGUCUCUCUUGAAGAGCUGGCACAUCCCACACAGCCGCGUAUGUUUUCCCUCACGAAAAUCGUCGAAAUCUCGUAUUAUAACAUGGGACGCAUCAGGUUGCAGUGGUCUAGAAUUUGGCAAGUUCUUGGUGACCAUUUUGAUAGGGUAGGAUGUAGUCCUAGGCAAGAGAUCUCGUUCUUCGCCGUAGAUUCUCUGAGGCAGCUAGCCACCAAAUUUAUCGAGAAAGGCGAAUUCGCCAACUUCAGGUUCCAGAAGGAUUUCCUUAGGCCGUUCGAGCAUAUUAUGAAAAAGAAUAGGUCUCCCGUCAUCAGAGAUAUGGUCGUUAGAUGUGUGGCGCAGAUUGUUCAUUCGCAAGCACCCAACAUCAGAUCUGGUUGGAAAAACAUCUUUAGUGUCUUCCAUCAUGCAGCUAGUGAUCGUGACGAAUCUGUCGUUGAGUUAGCUUUCUCGAUGACUGGCAAGAUAAUAAAUGAACUGUAUGCGGAGGAUUUCAGCAUUAUGGUGGAUUCCUUCCAGGACGCUGUCAAGUGUCUGAGCGAGUUCGCAUGUAAUGCGUCUUUCCCAGACACCAGCAUGGAGGCAAUUCGGUUAAUACGUUCCUGCGCGUCGUAUAUCGACGCGAAUCCCAACCUGUUCGCCGAGGGUAUGAUGGACGACAGUGGGAUGGUGUCCGAGGAGGACCGAGCCUGGGUAAGAGGUUGGUUCCCACUACUGUUCGAAUUAUCUUGCGUAGUCAGCAGAUGCAAAUUGGACGUCAGGACGCGCGCAUUGACAGUGCUCUUCGAUGUUGUCAAGACACAUGGCGCAUCUUUUAAACCUCACUGGUGGAAGGAUCUCUUUCAGGUCCUUUUCAGGAUUUUCGAUAAUAUGAAGCUACCCGAGCAACAUACUGAGAAAGCGGAGUGGAUGACAACAACGUGCAACCACGCGCUUUAUGCCAUCGUAGACGUCUUCUCUCAAUUCUAUGACAUUUUGGGCCCAUUAUUGCUGGAGCAGCUGUACUCCCAACUGCUGUGGUGCGUUCAACAGGACAACGAACAGUUGGCUCGAUCGGGUACUAAUUGCUUAGAGAACCUGGUCAUCAGCAACGGUAUUAAGUUUGACGAGCAGACUUGGGAAAAGACGUGUCAGUGCGUGCUAGAUAUCUUCGAGAGUACUUUACCGUCGGCGUUGCUCACAUGGAAGCCUCAGUCGCCUAACAAGGAAUCCGAUCUUGAUGUGAUCACUGGCGAGGCGGAUGGUCACCACGUUGGAAUCUUAAAAAGGAGCAACAGUGCGCAGAGUCUCAGCACUGAGUCUUCUUUGCCGAAGGCGAAACUUUUCUCAGCAUUGUUGAUCAAGUGCGUGGUUCAAUUGGAACUGAUACAAACCAUUGAUAACAUCGUCUUUUAUCCGGCGACUUCACGUAAGGAGGAUCAAGAAAAUUUGGCGCUCGCGCAGGCUGAUAUGUUGAACGGCAAGACAUCAGAGCUUGUAAAGGCUGGCGCCGAUCAGCAAAAAGAGGAGCAAGGCAUGUAUUGUGCCUUGACAACUGAUCAUCUUCUUCAACUGGUCGAGUGCUUGUUGCGAUCACAUCGUUUUGCCAAAAGUUUCAAUUCGGAUCAUGAACAGCGCAAUGUGCUGUGGAAAGCUAGCUUUCGUGGCAAUAUGAAGCCGAAUUUGCUGAAACAGGAGACACAAUCACUCGCCUGCGCGUUACGCAUUCUUUUCAAGAUGUAUAGCGACGAGGUACAUCGCGCUGACUGGCCUAAAGUCGAGGCGCGGCUGGUUGAGGUUGCAUGCGAGGCUCUCGAGUAUUUUCUCGCGAUCGCCAAUGAGGCCCACCGCGACGCAUGGACGCCGAUUUUGCUGUUACUGCUCACCCGUAUCCUCAAAAUGAGCGAUCAUCGUUUCGCGGUGCACGCAUCAACUUGCUAUCCUUCGCUUUGCGAAGUUAUGUGUUUUGAUCUUAAACCGGAGCUUAGGUCGGUCUUGCGAAGAUUCUUUCUCAGGAUCGGACCAGUCUUCAGGAUUACGCAGCAGUAGUGAUGAGUCAACAAGUAGCAAUGGGAUGAUGAUGAAGCUCGAGAUAGUUUCGAUUCGAAGUGGUACAGCGUAGGUUUCUAAUUGCUUUGAGUAUUAUUCGGAUUCAAGUACUCUCGACAUCUUGACAAUCCUAAAAGGUUGCAUAGUUCUGAUAACCUUAAGAGUCAGAACUCGAGAGUCAGAAGAGUUUUGAAAUUACUAUUUUCUUCAAAAUUGCAAAAAUAACAUCACGAAUAAAUUAGAUGUCUCAAGUUUGUUAGUAUUCGUCAAUAUCUAUUGUAUCCACAAUAUUUAGUACUGUAACAAAAGUUUUCAAAUUUAUGAAAAUUUAAAUUUAGCUAUAUAGUAUCAUGAAAAAGGAUUUUAAUGUUCCAAAAGUUUUGAGGCUUUUAGAAUUAUUCAAAUUAUCUGUCAACAUUUUUAAAGAGUUCUCAUAUCUUGCAAGAUUUCAAUAUUUCAAUGCUUUAAGACUUUCAAGAUUUUUAACAAUUUUAUAAAAAUUUUAGCUUCAACAAUAUUCUAAAGACUAAUAAGCAACAUAAAACUGUAAAGUCUUAUUGAAAGUUUACAUCGGGUUUCGGAAAGAGAUCUUCAUUUGAAAUAAUAUUUUCAGCGGUUCGAAAUCCUGCGCUGAAACUGUAACGUCUGAACACUUGCAAAGAGAUAAGAUUGAAUGCCUAUUGUCUACAUAGUAGUGAAAAUGUAAUUAAUUGUAAAGCGCGGUUAGAUACUUCGGCCCAUAUUAAACUACUCGCAUACGAUCCAACGUUUUGCAUAAGUUUUUGUUGCACAAAGUUUUUUGAACGAAUUUACAUUGCUUUGCAUCUCACACAUUUCAUGUUGAACUUUCGAUUUGUCUUUACUAUGUAACACCACAUUUAACUCUAAAUAUAGCCUAUCUUUUAUUCGUCCAAUAUGCAAAUUUAUGAGUAGCAUGUGUCAAUAACAUUCUACAAUAAAAUGCAUUGUGACAAUUUACUACUUAAUUAAAGUAAUAUUCCAAUUUAUAGUAUCAAGUAAUAGUUAUAUUUCAUUCAUUAUAAAUAAUCUGCACAUCCAUAUUUCACAUUUAAUGCUAAACGUGUAAUGUGAAUAUUCACUAUCGUGCACAUGUUCACGCAAGGUUUGUCGCAAAAAUCGUUGGAUCGCAUACGAGCCGUUUAACGCUGUGUGUACACACAUGCGUUUAUGUAAUAUAUUGGAAUAUAUACACAUAUAUAAAGUGAGAUGAAAUAUUGUGGGAAUCGGCGACAUAAAAAUAUAUGUGUCUUCGACGAACUCGAAGUUGAUUCUCUUUUAGCAUAAUCUGGAGUAGUAAUCAUUUGUGCCGAUUUUUUUUCAUUUAAUUUUCAUUAUACGUUGUAGAAAACAAAUCGCUAAGCAAUGUGCAAUACAAUGAUAAAGGACUGGAUUUAAGAAUCUGAUACACUGCAGAAGAAAAGACAUUGAAUUUUUCAACUGAAGUUACGUUUUAUAUUUAUCUGUUAUUCAUUAAUGUCUGUGUACCCGCAAGAACGCAUAUAAUUUGCACUUGAAAUAUUUCACCAAACGGACCACUCAUUGUUAUUCCCAAGACAUUUGAUCAUUUUUUAAUUUCAAGCUCGACGAUAUCUUGCUAAUUACGGUAUCAUAUGAAAUUCGAAAUAUCUCGGCAUUUGGAAGAUACAGCUUCGUUUGCCGCUGACUGUGUGUCGCUGUUUCAUUAAGUAGGCAAUGAAAUCUUGAAGAGAAAAGCGAAGAGAAAACUACAAGUUCCAAUAUUUCUCGAGAAGAAUGCCGUGAGAAAUGUAUAGAUUAUAAAUAGCAAUUGAGUAGUUAGCUAGACAUUGUUGAAGCGAUAGUCUUUAUAAUUUGAUAGAAAGUGAGAAUGAGUGAAUGCGUGAGGCAAAUGCUGUUGUCAAUACGUAUAGAUCUAAAGUAAGGCAUCUGAAACACGUUGUCAUUAACAUUAGAAUUAUUACAUAUGUAUAUUCGUGCCGGCGUAAAAGGUAUAACGCUUAAGUAACUUAUAAAUAGCAUUGAACCACACUCUUUGACGUGGCUCGAUCUUAUUUAAAUAAAUUCAGUGAAAAAGAUGCGUUCAUGAGACACUCUCAAAUUUUUGAAUUUCAUAAUUGCAACUUGUUCUCUGAGUAGUGACAAUUCUCUUUGUUUCAGUAUUUUGUAGAACUGUGCAAUAAUUGUGCAAUAAUUUUGUUGAAUAGUUCUUUAUAAUUUGUUACAUGAUCAAUGUAAGCAGUUUUAGUAUUUA
Molecule: messenger RNA, 7789 nt
Organism: Odontomachus brunneus
Lineage: Eukaryota; Metazoa; Arthropoda; Insecta; Hymenoptera; Formicidae
Gene: Sec71
Product: brefeldin A-inhibited guanine nucleotide-exchange protein 1
Exons: 12
Coding region: 442-5538 (1698 amino acids)
Biological process (GO): regulation of ARF protein signal transduction
Molecular function (GO): guanyl-nucleotide exchange factor activity
Source: RefSeq, a predicted model, not a curated record